UUAUCUUCUUAUUUGGAGCAAAAACCGGUGCUGGUUGAAGCCUGCCUUAGACACUAAUGGGCAGUUGAGCCCCAGUGGCGGAUCUAACGGUAGGCGGACUAGGCGGUCGCCUGGGGCCCCGCCAAUUUAGGGGCCCCGUAGAUCGCCAUUCUAUAGUAUGCCGUAUGAACAGAGUAACUAUUGUUGAUUAUAUAGUGGAUUACUAAUGUGUGAAUUAUAAGCAAUUGAUGCCCUGAUGUGAAUUAUGAUUUUUGUAAAUAAAAAUACGAUUACUUCGCCAUAAAUCAAGGCCUGCUUUUCAUUUGUUUGAGACGUUUAAUGACUGCUGAACUGAAAUUUGAUUUGAUAAGACCUAUCGUAAAGAUAAACCUGGAAUUUCAUUGAGUAGGUGGUACGGUACGAAUUGAGUCUCACGUUAGUCUGUCACGGAACGUCAACAGUGAAUAUGUUUAAUAGUCAGUUUGUGCUUUAGAAAAUGGACUCCUCCGCUUUUCCUUCUGGGUCAUCUGAUGAGUUGGACUCAAAAUCGGUACAAUUUAGUGCAGCAGCGACGCAUCCCACUGAAGGUUUUGCUAAUGCCGCACCGGUAGGAAUUGACGAGUGCUACGACACAAGUAAUGCUAGGCGUGGCAUUGCGCUUAUCAUCAAUCAGGUGAACUUUAGCAGCAUGGCAGUGCGCGACGGUAGCAGUAAGGAUCGCACCGAUAUUAGCACGGUAUUGCAACGAAUCGGAUUCGAGGUGCGUGUGAUGGACGAUCCGAACAGAAAGCAACUACUUUCCGCGCUCAAGCAGCUUGCCGGUGAGGAUCACUCGCACAGCGACUGUCUAGUGGUGGUGGUGAUGACGCACGGCAAAGAAAAUAAUCUACUGUACGCUUCCGAUAAGUCAUACGAAGAGAACCAGUUGUGGGAACCGUUCAUUGGCGACGCCUGUCCAUCGUUGAUCGGUAAGCCGAAGUUGUUUUUCGUACAGGCCUGCCGAGGCAAGAAGCUUGAUGAAGGCGUUAUUCAAGCAACCAUAAGCAUAGAUUCCGUCGAUACGCAAUCGUCACCGGGCUCGAUGCGAUACGUUAUUCCGGCCAUGGCAGACCUGCUGGUCAUGUACUCCACGUACGAUGGCCACUACUCGUGGCGCAAUCCGAGCAAGGGGUCUUGGUUCAUCCAAUCGCUCUGUGCCGAGCUUGGGGCGAGUGCCCAUUGCAAGGAGCUGCUGCACAUACUGACUGCCGUUUCGCGCCGGGUAGCGUAUCACUAUCAGUCGAACGUUCCGGAUAAUGCCAAAAUAGAUGCAAAGAAGCAGAUGCCCUGUAUGGUGUCCAUGUUAACCAAGCUGCUCUAUUUGAGGCCAAAAAAAUAGGAGAAACACCAUAAUAAAGACCAAAAAGUUUGCUUCCGAAUGACGAAUGUCCGUCAUGAUGGUGUGGCGAGAAUUAUCGUAAAAUGUAGCCUCUCUGUUUUCAUAACAUUCAGGGAAAUGGUCCAGGAACUAAAGUUGUAAUAUCUGUAAGAAUUCCCAGGGAUCAUGAGAUUUUUUACUAAUACCUUCAAUGUAUUUGGAACUAUCACGGAUAUCUUCGGCAAGGCCACAGGAAUGGUAUGAUAAUCUGGAGGUGUCAGAGGAGUUCUUCUAUCUUAGAACGAUGAUAAAUUCGAGUAAUUAUAUCAUCAGCGGAAUCCAGGAACGUAUUUUUCCAGGGAAUAAAUAAUAACUUGAUCCAUAAAUACAUUCUUUUUUCUGUCCAUUGCUUAAGGUUUUUGUUGUUUUUUAUCCAUUCAGCUUGUUCCAUUGCAGAAUAGAUUACGAUAAUGCCGUCACUGAACAUGACAAGAGGUUUUUGGUGGCCUGUUUCCAAGAAAUUUCAUGCGUAAGCAAUUAAAGCGAUUUCAGAAAUGAUAUCAGUCAAAGAAAGAUAUCGCGCUAAACGUAGUGAUACAAAACGGGAAGAGGUUAUCAAAAGUGUAAAGGGGGUACAUUUGACUAGAAAUUUAGAGUGUGCCACAUUCCAAAAAUGUAUUUCUACUGGACGUAUCUUUUGUUAAAAUAAAAUAAGAAAACCGCUUA
Messenger RNA from Anopheles coluzzii, 2062 nucleotides. Its product is annotated as caspase-1-like. The coding region runs from base 476 to 1357 and encodes 293 amino acids. NCBI's taxonomy places the organism in Eukaryota, Metazoa, Arthropoda, Insecta, Diptera, Culicidae. Gene Ontology annotation, biological process: proteolysis. The record is from RefSeq and is a predicted model, not a curated record. The transcript has 2 exons. Gene Ontology annotation, molecular function: cysteine-type endopeptidase activity.